AUGCAAGCUUUGGAUGAUAUUAGUGAUGAUAGAAUUCUAACCGACGAGGAAGACGACAUGCUCGUGACGGUGAAAGUUGAGUUUGAAAAGGCUCAUAGACGUAAGGAAAUUUUCAUUCGUCAAAAAUAUAGAGUCAACGCUAUUCGUGAUGGGGAUAGAAAUACAAAGCAUUUUCAUCGUUUGUUAAGAAGGAAUAGAGCAAGAAACAACAUCAACAACCUCCGCAUCAAUGGUAUAUGGAGCGGGAACAAAGAUGAGAUUAAAGAAGACAUUGCGAAUCACUUUGAGGCAGCCUUUAAGGAAGUGUCUAAUCAUAAACCGAGAAUUAAUAAUAUGUGUCUAAAGAGUAUUGAUGAGAAUGCUAGAGUUUGGCUAGAGAGGACUUUUAGUGAAGAAAAGGUGAAGAAAGCGAUUCAUGAUUUGGGGGUGCAUAGAGCUCCGGGUCCGGACGGAUUCCUUAUGAAAUUUUAUAUUGUUGGGUGGGAGUUCAUUAAAGACGACUUGAUGAAGGUGUUUAAAGAUUUCCAUGAUAACAAUAUUCUUGAUACUUCUCUAAAGAACAACUUUAUGGCGUUAAUUCCGAAGAAAAUUGAUGGAGUUUUGAUAGCGAAUGAAUGUGUGGACUCUAGACUCAGUCAAAAAUUACCGGGGUUAGUAUGCAAACUAGACUUUGAGAAGGCAUUUGAUAAUGUGAAUUGGAACUUCUUAAAUGAGGUCCUAUUUAAAAUGGGAUUUGGAGGUGUUUGGCGUGCUGGGAUACGGAAUUUCUUAUCUUAUUCAAAAUUUUCGGUUCUCGUGAAUGGUACCACUCAUGGGUUUUUUGGUAGUGAGAAGGGUAUUCGUCAAGGUGAUCCUUUUUCUCCUUUUCUUUUUACCAUUGUUGGAGAGGUUUGA
Molecule: messenger RNA, 894 nt
Organism: Papaver somniferum (opium poppy)
Lineage: Eukaryota; Viridiplantae; Streptophyta; Magnoliopsida; Ranunculales; Papaveraceae
Exons: 2
Coding region: 1-894 (297 amino acids)
Source: RefSeq, a predicted model, not a curated record